ACCCUGAAGCCUUAACAAACACAAUAUGGUUAAAUAACUGUCUCCAUUUUGGAAUGAGAAGUAGACAAGAGCAUACAGAUAUGUUAUUUGGUGAUGUAACCAUGAAAGCAACAUCUGAAGGAAAGCACUAUCUUGAAUAUUCCGAAAGAAUGACAAAAACAAGACAAGGGGAGUCUGGAAAUACAAGGUCGUUUGCACCUAAAAUGUUUGAAAACCCAGGUGACCCAAGAUGUCCUGUAAAUGCAUUUAAAGAGUUCAUGAAAAGACGGCCUGUUGAUACUUUGACACCAGACAGUAGGAUGUAUCUGUCAACACUUCACAAUAUUACCCCUGACAGCACUCUCCCAUCUAUUAGAGCAUUGUGGUUCAGUAAACAACCACUGGGAAAAAACAAGCUUGGUAACUUGUCAAAAACUAUGUCUCUUAAAGCUGGUCUCACAGGCCGUAAAGUUAACCACAGUGCCAGAAAAACAACAGUUACUUCAUUAUUACAUUCUAACGUUGAAGCUACCCAGAUAAUGCAGUUGACUGGACACCGUAAUGUUCAAUCUAUAAACCAAUAUAGCUCUGCUUCUCUAGAGCAGCAAGAAAAAAUGUCAAACAUUUUGAGUGACAUCUCUUCUGGUAACCGAGGAUCUAUAAUUAAUAAUCAUGAAAAUAUCUCUAAUCAGCCAAGUACAUCCAUUCACAAUAUUGAACAAUUAACAGAUGAUGAUUUAACAAAUGUAGAUGUCGAUGCAAUGGUUGCUUGUAUUGAAAGUUAUGAGGAGAAUUCUGCUACAAUGGCAACUAGUAACAAUGCACAACCAACAGUUAUAGAUUUAGCCCCGAUUAUGCCAAAUUCUCGAGUUUGUGUAUUGCCAUAUUCAAAAAUAAGUGGAAAUGUUAUAUUUCAUUAA
This is a messenger RNA of Mytilus californianus (California mussel), 899 nucleotides long. RefSeq lists its product as uncharacterized. Gene Ontology annotation, biological process: DNA recombination; DNA integration. The transcript has 2 exons. Bases 54 to 899 code for a protein of 281 amino acids. The record is from RefSeq and is a predicted model, not a curated record. Lineage: Eukaryota; Metazoa; Mollusca; Bivalvia; Mytilida; Mytilidae. Gene Ontology annotation, molecular function: DNA binding.